AAGCUAUUUAUACAAACAGGCAUCAAUAUGUGAGAUGCAACGAACCAUUUUGUUUGCAAAGAAUUUUAACAUUUCACAACAAUGUCAAGCUUUCAGUGUUUUUCAAAAUAGUCAAAUAAAGAAUUAUACAAAACCUUUUGAACCCCAGAAGCCUCUUAUAACGAAUUUAAAUCCCAUACUUAAUACGCAAGUAAUUUUUGGAACUCAACAAACUCGUGAUUUAACCAAAUUUUCUUUGAGAAGAGGAAAGAGGAAAAGUGUGAAAGCUGUAACCAGAAGAUUUUUCAGACUGAAUUGGGGCGGUUGGAUAAGAACAAGAAUAGGUAGACAUAAACGUCUAUGGAAAAAGUCACCAGCACUUAGAAAGCGAUUGAAGGAACAUGUUUUUGUUACUGGAACUCAAAGUUGGUUAUUAGAUUCUAUGGUUACGAAGUAUUGGAGAAAGCCAAAAUAUUAUGUGGAUGAUCCUUAUGAGCCAUAUCAUAAAAGAGAAGUUUAUUGCAAAACUAGGAUGAAGCCAUUUAGACCUUGAAAUUUAUAUUAAUACUGUUAGUGUUAAAUUUUGUGGAUGAAACAACCAAUAAAUAUUUAGAUACCA
Molecule: messenger RNA, 598 nt
Organism: Ctenocephalides felis (cat flea)
Lineage: Eukaryota; Metazoa; Arthropoda; Insecta; Siphonaptera; Pulicidae
Gene: mRpL35
Product: 39S ribosomal protein L35, mitochondrial
Exons: 1
Coding region: 35-532 (165 amino acids)
Biological process (GO): translation
Cellular component (GO): mitochondrion; ribosome
Molecular function (GO): structural constituent of ribosome
Source: RefSeq, a predicted model, not a curated record